AUGAGCUUCAAAAAUCUGUUUGCAUUUCAUAAGAAAACUCCUUUAUAUGCAAUUGAGGAUGCAUUUGUCGAAGAAGAAGAAAAAGAAGAAGAAAAACCGUUUGAACUAUCGAAAUUACUACAGUCGGCAAACAAUACAGUUUCUCAAAAGUUAAACGAAAACAUAACCAUUCAAUUCACAAAAAAAAUUGAAAACAUAAAGAUUCAUCCAACUGUAAAUUCAAAAUCCCAAGAUGUCAUGAAUCAAUUCAACAAAAAUCAAAUGAAUCUUAUCUUGAAAAUUGAUGAAGAAGAGAUUCGUUUCAAAAAGUUUGCAUUGACGAAAAAAAUUUCGCGAAAGCUGGUUAAGGACAUUUUCUCUACGAAGCAGAAUCCUCAUUUACAGUACACUGUUCAAAGAAAAGCGAAGUUUGAAAUUAAUGAUCCUAAAAAUCCCUCCUAUUCAAUGAUGAAUUUCCAAACGAUUACCGAUGUCCUUUCUUAUCGUAGUCAUAUUAGCCCAAAAGCUGUUGCCCACAUUUUUUUGGACAAGAAAGGAAGAGAAAUAUCACAAUUCUCCUGGGAAAAAUUCACUAAUAAGGUUUCUCGGUUUGCAAAGGUUGUGAAAAAGCAAGUUGGCUUAUUACCAGGUACGAAGGUGAUCCUGUACUAUCGAAAACUCGAAUUGGCUGAAUACCUUAUAAGCUUAUUUGGUUGCCUCCUUCUGGGUCUCAUCGUUCUCCCAGUUCAUCCAUCCUUGUCGUUGCAUCAACUAGCGUGUGUUGUAAAAAAUGAGAAAGUCAAAGUUGCUUUUACUACCGAAUCUACUUUCCGAAUUUUUGUGAAGGAUUCUGAAUUAGGAAGCAAAGAUGAAAUUGAAUGGUGGAAAUCCACUGAUUUCAUUCAUUACAAGCUCGAAGUGAAUUCUCAGUUAACUUUUAAGCCGUCUCCUCAGGAUGUCGCUCUCAUUGACUAUAUAUUUGAGUCACCAUCACAUCCCACGAAAGCAAUUUAUAAACAUCAUACUAUUAUGAACCAAGUGAAAUGUCUCACUUCCUCGAUAAUAACCCACCCUGCAAGUCGACAGAAAUGCGCAUCUGUCGAUUUGCAAUCUGCUGAAGAUAAUUUUAUGACCAACUUCCAGCCGUAUAAUAUGCUAGGUCUCAUUAUGGGCGUCUUCAAUGCCUUGUUUUCUGGGUAUCAAACGAUUUUUUGUGAAACGGAAGUGUUACAAACGCCGGGUUUAUUGGUAUACAUUUUAAGUAAGUAUCGGGUUAGCCAUGCGCUUUUCGAUUAUGCAAGCUUAAAGCAAACAAUUUAUAAUUACCAAGAAGAUCCACUGCCUACACUACAUUACAAGAAAAAUUACAUUCCUGAUCUUUCGAAUCUUAAGCUCUGCAUGGUGGAAUGUACGGUUGUCGACCCAGAAUUUAAGAUGAUCGCGUCGGACAGGUGGCUAUAUCCUUUAGGUAAUACGAAUUCAAAAGAGGUGAUUUCUCCUCUACUUUGCCUGCAAAAGUUUGGAGGGAUUCCAGUCUCAUUCAAAGAUUGGAUGAUUAAUUCUAACGAGCAACAUAUGGAAACAACUGAAGAGAACGACUCGCACCAAGAAAUACUUGUCCUGCGCGAAUCUAUUGAGAAAGGAUUGGUCGACAUUAUUCCUUUUCUCGAUAUAGGAAAGUAUUCCACAAACGAUGUACUUUGCUUAUCUCCUUUUUGGUAUCCGAUUCCAGAGUCUUCAGUUGCCAUAGUUAGCAAUCCAACUCAAGAAAUAUGCGAGGAAGGAAAAAUUGGUAAUUUAUGGGUUUAUUCGGAUUGUCUUCCUAUUUAUUUGGAAGAAGGGAAUGCGUCAGAUGCCUCACAUAAAGUAAGCAUCGACUCUGGCCAAGCUAGCGAUGUUUUCCUUGACUCUGGGCUUAAAGGAUUUUUGUAUAAUAAGAAAAUAUUUAUUCUUGGUUAUGAAAACGAGCAACUCCAGCUAAGCAAGCAGGUCCUAGAAGAGGGUCUGGUAAGUAUAGAAAGCAGAACAUACCAUUCUUUCUAUUUGAUUAAAACAUUGAUCAAUCUUAUUCCUUGGAUUUUUGAUGGGGUUGUUAUUGACCUGAGAAUAAACGAUUAUGCUCAUCCAGUGAUAAUACUUGAGAGUCCUUUGCUAAAACAAUCUUAUGUUCAUCUUUUGAACACGAUUGAAGAUGAUUAUUCUUUAACGGAUUCUUUGAGUAACAUUGCAGAAAGUACUCACAACAUCAUGAAAACUGUGUUUGGUAUAGAUGUUUUAUGCGUUUUAAUAACCCCGUCUAAAUCGCUCCCCAGAACUCGUUGUUCUGAAAGUCAGACAAUUAGUCCGGAAAAUUGCAAAGUUUCUUUUCUAUCUGGCACACUACCGGUAAAUUAUUACAGGUUUUUUUUAGAGACUACACUUCCUGGCGUUAUUUCUAAUGCGGCUGUUACAAAAUGCAUAUGGUCCAAAGAACUAGAAAUUGAAAGGAUAAGUUUCUUAGAAAAUCGGAAUAAGCAAUUUAUGACUUGUUCUAAACCAAAUCAUAUACUGAGUAGAGCUACUGAUCACUUACUCAACUAUUUUACGAUAUUGGAUUUUUUCAAAAAUAGAACAUCAAAGUCAUCGGAUGGUCUUUCCUUUGUUGUUUGCGAACCUGUUCUCAAACAAAGUAUUAACAUAAGUUGGAAAGCGUUUGAAAACAAAGUUGCUUCUUUGAUUGAGUAUAUGCAAACGACUAUCAAAAUUAGGCGAAAACAAUACGCUUUGCUAGUGUAUAAUGAUCCUUAUGAAUUUGUGGUUGCCCUCUAUGGAUGUUUUUUUCUGGGGAUAUGUGCUAUUCCUUUACAAAUACACUCUGUAAAUCAUGUCAUAAAGGAUAUCGAAGAAAUUAUACUUUUGUGCGAUCAGUUCCGUGCUAAUUGUAUUCUACUCGACGAUGGCACUUUCAUUAAUAUUAAAUCUCGUGAUAGUUUUCAUCACUUACAGCAAGUGUGUAACGAAAAACGAGUGAAGGUUCCCAAGAUAUACAAUACGAAUUACCUGCCUGCGGCAAAGAGACCAUUAAAAAAGUUAGUUUCAAAGAUAGCGAAAGAACAAAAUAACAAGGAAAAGGUUGUUUUGGUAGCUGUCAGCAGACUGACUGAUGGCUCUACUUUCUCCGUUAAUUUUUCACACUUUGAUUUGUUGCAUUAUUGUCGAGAGCAAAAGGAAUUUAUUCUUGAUGAUAACGAUUCUUCUCUUCUAGGUGGUAUUGAGUUUGGGUCAGGGAUUGGCUUGCUUCAUACAGCACUUUUGGGCGUAUACACAGGUUUACCGACGGUCCUUGUGAAUGGCUCUGGCAGUCACUGCCGUGAAAAUAACACUCUUCAAACAAUGUUAGAAAAGCGUGUAUCAAAAGCUGUCUUGCCUUUGAACUAUCUUUUAAAUACUCUCGAGAAAACUGAAAUCUGUGAAUACGAAGGAUUAAACGAUAUGAUAAAAUGUAUUAUUGUUCCUUGUUACGAAAAGCCUGAAACUUCAAAAGUGACAACAAUUAUUGAUAAUAUGUUUCGAUUAAAUCUUAAAACUGAAAUGAUAAAACUUGCUUAUUGUCACCCACUCAACCCAUUAAUUUGCUGGUGUGAUGAACAAGGCAUUAAUGAUAUGAAAGGCGAUUUUGACACUAAUGAUUUAAAAAAGGGAUUCAUUACAUCGAAAAGCAACAACCAUAAGAAAGGAAUUACUAUAUAUGGUUUGGGGGCUAAUUGUUUGCAUAACGAUGUUUGUGUAGUUCAUCCUGAAUCGAAACGCAUUUGUAAUGAAGGAGAAGUGGGAGAAGUUUGGAUUGCUGCAAGGCGCGGGUCGUAUUGCGCUUUUGAUCAACGGAAUGUCGGAUCUGAAUUACUUACUGAAGAAAACUUAAAGAAACAGCAUUUCAGAUCUGGAUAUUUAGGGUUUAUUCAUCCUAAAUCGUUGGAUUCGGAGAGUUCUGAGAAAUUUUCAAAAAUACUAUACGUUUUGGGCGCAAUUUGGAACACAUUCGAACAGAACGGUUUGAACCAUUUUGCCUCGGACAUCGAAGAAACGGUUGAACAAGUACAUCCUAACAUUUGUAGAGAAGGAUGUAUGGCUUUCAAGGCAGCGGAUCAAUUUACGUUGCUAGUUGAAGUCAGUAAUAUGCAAAGACUUACAAGUCUUGUCCCAACUAUAGUUUCUACCGUUUUGGUAACGCACAAAGUUAUAGUUGAUAAGGUUGCAUUUGUUCCUCGAGGUGUAUUGUUGCGUUGGGCUACAGGAGAAAAAAGACGAAGCGAUAUGUUGAAAAAAUGGGUCGCAGGUAGAAUCCAAGAUCUUUUCGAUAAGUCAGGAAACAUCGUCUAG
Messenger RNA from Schizosaccharomyces osmophilus, 4338 nucleotides. RefSeq names its product acetyl-CoA biosynthesis protein (gene mug62). Bases 1 to 4338 code for a protein of 1445 amino acids. The transcript is spliced from 7 exons. The record is from RefSeq and is a predicted model, not a curated record. Lineage: Eukaryota; Fungi; Ascomycota; Schizosaccharomycetes; Schizosaccharomycetales; Schizosaccharomycetaceae. Gene Ontology annotation, cellular component: cytosol.